CUGAACUUAGUUUUUUUCCUUGUCAUUAACGGUACCGAUAUCAAGUAGGCCUAUUACCCCGACUCACAGCGAACUCAAAGAGCUGUACAAGACACUCGAGCGGGAAAAGUUACACUCGAAACUCACUUGAACACCCAAUCAUGGCACCGUUCACAAAACCCGAGGCCGUGCUCAAGCAAGCAGAGGGCCUCGUCUCUGUCGGUCAGUCUCAUGCGGCUCUUCAGUCGCUCGUAGAGAUGUUCUCUUCAAAACGCUUCCGCUCGACACCACUCACUACGCUCGAGCCAAUCGUGAUCCGCUUCGUCGAGCUUUGCGUCGAUAUGCGUAAAGGUCGUACUGCCAAAGAGGGCCUCAUGCAAUACAAGAACAUCGCUCAAAAUUCGAGCGUUGGAAGCAUCGAAGUUGUCAUUAACCGUUUUAUUCAGCUCUCAGAUGCAAAAGUCCACGAGGCGCAGGAGAAAGCAGACAAAGUCACCGGACCUGUCGAUGUCGACGAUCUUGAGGCGAGCGAAACGCCUGAGAGUAUUCUCCUCGGCGCGGUUAGUGGUGAUCAGAGCAAGGACCGCACGGAUCGUGCACUCGUCACACCCUGGCUCAAAUUCUUGUGGGAGAGCUAUCGUACAUCACUUGAGACUCUCAAGAAUAAUGCUCGUUUGGAAGUUAUCUAUCAGCAAGUUGCGCAGCAAGCUUUCCGUUUCUGCCUAAAGCACCAACGGAAAGUUGAGUUCCGGAGACUUUGCGAAACCCUCCGACUGCACCUUUCCAAUGUCGCAAAAUAUGCGCAUCAAACACACGCUAUCAACCUAUCGGAUGCGGAGACACUGCAACAUCAUCUCGACACCCGGUUCGCUCAGCUCAAUACUUCCGUUGAACUCGAGCUUUGGCAGGAGGCGUUCCGCAGUGUCGAAGAUGUACACAAUCUGCUCACAAUGGCAAAAAAGGCUCCCCGUCCGGCAAUGAUGGCAAACUACUAUGAAAAGUUGACUAAAAUUUUCUUGAUGAGCGGAAAUGCUCUCUAUCAUGCCGCUGCAUGGGGUCGGUACCACGCAAUUGUUACUAGCAUUGGGGGAAAGAGCGAAGAAGAGAUGACAAAACUCGCCGGCCAGGUACUUGUCAGUGCCUUGGCCGUCCCUGUUGGUCUGCAGGCUGAGGAUGAAGAUGGCAAGAGUAAAACAUCGCGCCUCACUGCUCUUCUUGGUCUCACCAGAGCACCUACUCGCGCCGGACUGAUCAAAGAUGCCCUUUCCCGUGACGUCCUCCAUCUUUCCCCAGCCCCCAUCAAGUCUCUGUACACACUCCUCGAAGCUUCAUUUGACCCCCUGACGCUUUGCUCCUCCACCGCCCCGCUUCUCGCAGAACUGUGUGCACCAGAGACACCAUACUUCGGCUACCGUUCCCUCCUGGAACGUGCACUGCUCUCCCGCCUGCUUGCACAACUUUCUCAAGUUUAUUCCACCCUCACCAUCACUUCGCUCCUCGAACUCGUCACACCCCUCGAGGGGCUCGGCCCAGAACAGGUCGAAGCGUUCCUCAUGGGUUGUGCACGCCGUGGUGAGCGCAGCGUAUAUGUCGACCACGCCACUGGCACAAUCACCUUCAUCGACGAGGGUUUCAUAGUCAGCUCCGAGGACCCCAUCCCGUCUACGAGCACCAACACAGAAGCAAGUAUCCAGCCCAGCGCCGCAGAGCUUGUGCGCACACGGCUGAGCACCCUCGCGGUGACACUGCACAAUUCUCUUGCGGUCCUGUACCCUCCGCCCCAACUUUCUCCUGAGGAAGAAGAAGCUGCGCAACAUGCCAAGUUUGCGGAGCUUGUUGCGGCUGCGAACGCUGAGCGGCAUGCGCUGUCGCUCCGUCGUGCACUCGUUGCGCGCCGCCGCGAGCUCCUCUCUGAGCUCUCCGCUCGCAAGGAGAAGGAGGAGGCCAGCCGUCAGGUGCGACGCGCCAAGUUCGAGAUGGCGAAGAAGGAGCGGGAACGCGCACAGAAGGAGGUGGAUUCUAUUCGCGCAGAGGAAGCCAAGAAGCUCGCACAAACGCUGAUCAAGAAGGGCAACCUGAAAGUGUCGGUGAACGAAAUGGAAGAUCUAUCGACCGAUUCACUCAUGCGUAUGCAAGUUGAGCAGCUCGAACGCGAGAAGAAGGAGCUCAACCAGCGUUUGCGCACCGCUGCCAAGCGAAUCGACCACAUCGAGCGUGCGUACCGCAAGGAAGAGCGUCCGCUGGUUGCAGAGGAUUACGCGGAACAGCAAGCCACCGACCGCACAAUCUUCGAAACACUUCAACGCUCACGUAUUGAGGGUGCUCGCCAAGCAUUCCAGGAGGACAUGGCGUCUAAGAAACGCUUGAGCCGUAUGACGCAGGAUUAUCAACAAAGGAAGGAGUUCAUCAUCGCACAGCGCGGUGAAGAGUACACAGCCAAGCUCGCGGAGUCACGCAAGAGAAUCGAGGAGGAGAAGGAGAAGAUGCGGGCUGCACAUCAGAAGAUGAAAGACGAGGAAGAGCAACAGCGUCUUGAGGUUGAGAGAAUCCGCAGAGAGCAGGAGGAAGAAGAGGCUCGAUUAGAAGCUGAGCGCCACGCAGCCGAGGAAGAGGCCGAGGCCAAGGAACGGGAAGAGAAAGAGAAAGCCGCCGAAGCACGCAGGAAUCGGGAAGAGGAGCGUGCCAAAAUUCAAGAGGAGGCAAGGAAACGUGCCGAACGCGAGGCUGAGGCUGAAGCCCAUGCUGCUCAACGCCGCGCAGAGCAGCGUAACCAAGCAGCAGCACAACCAGCGCAGCCCCAAGGAACUUGGCGGCGUGGAGGAGCGCCUCCUGCACCCACACGUGCUACCGCUGCUGUAUCCACACCGCCACGGGUUGAAAGCCCUCUGCCCUCUGCCCCUGCCCCUACCACAAGCGCAUACCGACCUGGUGCAUUUGGUGGUGCCGCCGGAGGCUGGAGAGAUCGCCAAGCGAAAGCUCCGGCUGCCGCACCUGCUCGGACUGCAUCUCCUGCCCCUCCUACCCCUCUCACAUCUCGUAACGCCCCACUGCCUGAACCCAGGAAGAAUGAUGAUGGAUUCGAGACUGUUCAGGAGAAGAAGGUGUGGAAACCUCGGAGACUCCAGGGCCAGGCAUAGAUACUGUAUGCUUGCAUAUCACACCAUGUUGUUUUACCAUUAUAUGCAUCUAUUUCUAUCCAAUACCAUACAAGCGAGU
Messenger RNA from Suillus subalutaceus, 3195 nucleotides. RefSeq lists its product as uncharacterized. Gene Ontology annotation, molecular function: mRNA binding; translation initiation factor activity. NCBI's taxonomy places the organism in Eukaryota, Fungi, Basidiomycota, Agaricomycetes, Boletales, Suillaceae. The record is from RefSeq and is a predicted model, not a curated record. Gene Ontology annotation, cellular component: multi-eIF complex; eukaryotic translation initiation factor 3 complex, eIF3e; eukaryotic translation initiation factor 3 complex, eIF3m. Gene Ontology annotation, biological process: formation of cytoplasmic translation initiation complex; translation reinitiation. Bases 141 to 3116 code for a protein of 991 amino acids. The transcript is spliced from 7 exons.